Molecule: messenger RNA, 909 nt
Organism: Chaetomium fimeti
Lineage: Eukaryota; Fungi; Ascomycota; Sordariomycetes; Sordariales; Chaetomiaceae
Exons: 1
Coding region: 1-909 (302 amino acids)
Source: RefSeq, a predicted model, not a curated record
AUGUAUCCGAUGGAAGGCAAUGGCCGGCCGUUGCACUUGCAAGCCGGCAGCUAUACUGCCCACGCACGCUCAAGCUCCAGGACGUCCUGGGACGGGGUCCGCGUGCCUCAACCUUCCAGCCGCACACCCUCUCAGUCACCACCACAAUCUCCGGUUCGGCGCAGCAACCGACCACGGCCAGCCUCCGCCAUCAGCCUCCCGGACCACGCCCUCGGCAGGCCAACGGCACUCGCCAACCGAUGGAGCUACGACCGGGAGCGGAUGCCGUCGCCGCCGCCCCCAGCCCGCGGCUCACGGCCAGGGACGCCGCUGGACGACUGGGAAGCCCUAGAAGCGGCCUUCUCGCGGCCGGCCAGCACGCUCAUCGAAUCACGCUCCUCCACCCGGCCGCCAUCUAUCCUCAGCGCAUCGGCCGAGCUAGGCGGCCACUCCCACAGCGCCAGCACGCCGACGCUCCGGGUCCACCCCCCACCGCCCGGCGACAACCCACAGCCGCACCCACAGCAAUACCCACAGGAGCAGCAGCACCACCACCCCAGGCCGCGACAGCCGUACCACCUGCUCACGCCGCAGGAGAUGGAGCUGCUCGCCCACCCACCACCACUCCAACCCCCCAUGACCGCCUCACCACACUCACCAGAGUCCCCCCUACCUUCACCAUCACCAACCCCCAAACACACCAACCGACAACCCCAACCCCAACCAUACACCACUGCCAAAAACGACAACAAUAAUAAUAACGAUACCACCAGGAACGGCACAAACGAAAAAGAAAGUAGCUGCACCAACCUCUGCGAGCUGACACCCGCACGACAAGUCUGCGGGCGGUUCGGGGCCUGGGUGGUGGGGAUGGCGAUACCCGUGACAUUUGCGGGUGUGAUGGGGUGUAUGUUGGGGGUUUGUCGGUGA